Molecule: messenger RNA, 2462 nt
Organism: Engraulis encrasicolus (European anchovy)
Lineage: Eukaryota; Metazoa; Chordata; Actinopteri; Clupeiformes; Engraulidae
Gene: tspan9b
Product: tetraspanin 9b
Exons: 8
Coding region: 329-1051 (240 amino acids)
Cellular component (GO): plasma membrane
Source: RefSeq, a predicted model, not a curated record
AAAUCAGUUCAUCUUUUCCGCUGCUCCGCUGUUUCCGUUCUCCCUUUUGAGGGCUUCGGGGGAAAACACAGGGAAAGGGGGAAGCACACAACUGAUUAGGAGUAGGCUUAUUUUAGAAUCUUUGAGCAAUAUCUACGACUGAAACGGAAUAAGUAUUUGUUUUCUGCUGUAAACCGCGGGAUACAGAAGAGAUUUUUCGUUCAUGAAGGCGAACGAGGCGCACACAAUAAGGACAUUCGCAACUUGGGAAAGGAGUUGCGCAUUGGAGAACAACACCUCCUGAUAAACAACAUUCCGCUAUAAAGUUGUGCCUCUAUCUGCAGCGAGGAUGGCACCAGGCUGCUUAUGUUGUAUGAAAUACAUGAUGUUCCUCUUCAACCUCCUCUUCUGGCUGUGUGGCUGUGGGCUGCUAGGUGUGGGCAUCUGGCUGUCUGUGUCCCAGGGCAGCUUCGCCACCUUCUCCCCGUCCUUCCCCUCCCUCUCGGCGGCCAACCUCAUCAUCACGCUGGGCAGCGUCGUCAUGCUGGCCGGCUUCCUGGGCUGCCUGGGUGCCGUCAAGGAGAACAAGGGCCUGCUCCUCAGCUUCUUCAUCGUGCUGCUGGUCAUUCUGCUGGUGGAGCUGAUUCUCCUAGUGCUCUUCUUUGUCUACCCUGACAAGGUGAGUGAUGGUGCCAAGCAGGACCUCAAAGACGGCCUGAAGCUCUACGACACACAGCACAACGAUGGACUGCGCAACGCAUGGAACUCCAUCCAGAGAGACUGGCACUGCUGUGGAGUGAGCGGCUAUUCCGACUGGUAUGACGCCCUGAAGGAGAGGAGGGUGCCCGACCGCUGCUGUAAAAACCACUACCAGCACUGUGGACACAACGCCUCCAGUGCAAACCUAUGGUCCCAGGGCUGUUACGAGAGAGUGGAGGAAUGGUUAGACGACAACAAACACCUGCUGGGAACUAUUGUCAUGGUCGUGUUGGUCAUACAGCUGCUUGGACUGGCCUUCUCAAUGACCCUCUACCAGCAGAUCCACCGCGCAGGGAAGAAAUACACUGCCUAGAGACACUGCAGUACUUUUAUUUUUUAAUUUUUUUGUCUUUUAUCAGUUUAUUGUUUUAUGAUAGGACAGUGAGAGAUUUGACAGGAAACGAGUGGGAAGAGAGAGAGAGAGAGAGAGAGAGAGAGAGAGAGAGAGAGAGAGAGAGAGAGAGAUGGGGAAGGUUUCGGCAAAGGACCCGGCUGGAAUCGAACCCGGGUCGCCAGCGUAGUGGCCCAGUGCCUUUCCGUUAGAACCACAGUAGGGCCAGCAGUACUUUUAUUAUGUAUAGAAAUACUACAUCCCCCACAAUUCCACGCUGCCUUAAAUGCACUGACAGUUCCAGGGUCCACCUCAAUAUCUCACCUCCCGUCUUCGCCUUGUGCCCUCCUCGUGCUUCGCUGUCGGCCCCUAAUCCGUGGAGAAUACAAUAAAAGUUUCCCCGAUGUCUGUCUACGCACGACAGAUCUUGAGGCCCUUGUUCCCCAUUCAACAUCUCUAUUGCAAAUGAGAAAAUGACUUUUGAAUUGUGCUUUUGCGAGAUAUUGAAUAAAACUGACUAUCAUCAAUGACAUCUUGCCUCACAUCACGAGGCCACAAGACGAAAGGAAAGGAAAGGACGAGAGGUUAGAUAUUGAGAUGCACUCACAAUAUCCUGCCAUGGGGUGCAUUCCAAUAUGCGGACUCCCUCCUCUGUCUGUGCUUGUGGCCUCGAGUUUUGCUGACGCCCCUCCUCCGUGGAGAAAACAAUUACGUUUUCCCGCUGUCAGCCUAGCCAUAUUUAAAUACAGUACAAUUCUAUUGUUAGUGACGUCAUCACGAGGCCACAAGGAGGCAAGUGAGCAAGGGAGGACGGGAGUCCGCAUAUUGGGAUGCACCCAUGGUGUUGGCACUUGGCACUGCCAUUUGGAGUGGACCUGUAAUAGUGUGUGUGGACCUGUAAUAGUGUGUGUGUGCGUGUGCGUGUGCGUGCGUGUGUGUGUGUGUGUGUGUGUGUGUGUGUGUGUGUGUGUGUGUAAGUGUGCGUGCGUGUGUGAGUGUGAGUGAAAGAGAGACAGAGCGAGAGAGAGACAGAGAGGGGUGUGUGUGUGUGUGUGUGUGUGUGUGUGUGUGUGUGUGUGUGUGUGUGUGUGUGUGUGUGUGUGUGUGUGUGUGUGUGUGUGAAAGAGAGACAGACAGACAGAGAAGUGUGUGUGUGUGUGUGUGUGUGUGUGUGUGUGUGUGUGUGUGUGUGUGUGUGUGUGUGUGUGUGUGUGUGUGUGUGUGUGUGCAUUGCUGAAGAGGCUUCGUCCACAUCAUCUGAGACUCUCAGCUCUCCCUCAUUACCAUUGUGUGAUGUUCGGACCAAAAGUGUUCCCUUAAGUAUUUUGUAUUCAUUAUCCUGUACAACUAUAAAACACUAUGUGCGUUGAAAUACAACAAGCUGUUUAUUUUA